Messenger RNA from Impatiens glandulifera, 1845 nucleotides. Its product is annotated as mitochondrial carrier protein CoAc1. Gene Ontology annotation, biological process: transmembrane transport. The record is from RefSeq and is a predicted model, not a curated record. The transcript has 7 exons. NCBI's taxonomy places the organism in Eukaryota, Viridiplantae, Streptophyta, Magnoliopsida, Ericales, Balsaminaceae. The coding region runs from base 582 to 1607 and encodes 341 amino acids.
AGUAAAGAGAGAAAGAAGAUUCCAGAUUCUUUCCGUAGGUUUAUACCAAAGGUGGAGGAAUCGCUGGAUACCUCUGACCUUCAAAGUCCAUCAUCUCUCUUUCCUUGAUUCAUCUCAUCAAUUGCUUUUCUUCGCUCUAAAAACCCUCUUUCAAUUUCGACGCCCAUCUUCAAAAAUACCCAUCUUUCAAUCUUUCUAUAUUCGAUCGAGUUCGACUAGUAUUUCAAAUUUCUGGGUUAGACUUAGAUCUCAUCCCCUUCUUCUUUUCAAGCACAGUCGCGGCGGAAAAAUCUCUGAUCAUUCAUGAAUCUGUCAAUAGAUUGAUUACUUAUUACCCAUCCUUCUGUUCUGCUGCCCUGUUGAUGUAUCUUGUCGUUUCUAAAGAAAAGAAUCGGCUUGUGAACGUAUCUGUUCUCAGGCCAUUGUUUCUAUUCAUCGAACAAAAGGGUUUCUCAUAUUGCAUUCCUCGAGAUAGAUGGGAUAAGGAGUUUUUCAAACUUCAGGGUGGAUAAUUUGGUGAAAAAAUUCCUUGAUUUGAACAUUUGUUAGAAAAAGAAGAAGAAGAAGAGGUGUUAUUUAAGAUGGAUUCUUCACAAGAAUCAACUUUAUCAAAGAAUGUGGCUGAUUUAGUCGAUGGAUCUUCAGUUCACAGAAAGAUCUCAUAUAUUGAUCAUCUGCCUAUAUAUGUUAAAGAACUCAUUGCUGGAGGUGUUGCUGGUGCAAUUGCCAAGACAGCUGUUGCUCCUUUGGAACGAACUAAAAUACUCUUGCAGACAAGAACCGAAGGAUUUCAAUCAUUGGGUGUAUAUCAAUCGAUGAAGAAGAUAGUGAAGCAUGAAGGAGUUAUGGGAUUCUACAAAGGCAAUGGUGCUAGCGUACUUCGAAUUGUCCCAUACGCAGCAUUGCAUUUCAUGGCGUAUGAGCAAUAUCGUAUUUGGAUUUUGAAUACAUACUCUGCCUUAGGGACAGGACCAGUUGUUGACCUUUUGGCUGGUUCAGCGGCUGGUGGAACUGCUGUUCUAUGUACAUACCCCUUGGACUUGGCUCGCACGAAACUAGCUUACCAGGUUGUUGAUAGGAGAAGCAGCUUCUGCAGUGGUUCCAGUCGUCCUGUUCAUCAUCAGCCAGCAUAUAGCGGAAUUAAAAAUGUUUUAAAAACUGUCUACAAUGAAAAGGGUGUUCGCGGACUAUACAGGGGUGUAGGACCGACUAUGAUUGGUAUUCUUCCUUACGCUGGUUUGAAGUUUUACAUAUAUGAGGAAUUGAAGACUCGGGUUCCUGAGGAGCAUCGGAGUUCCAUUAUUAUGCGUCUUUCGUGUGGAGCUCUUGCUGGUCUUCUUGGACAGACAUUCACAUAUCCUCUAGAUGUUGUCAGGAGGCAGAUGCAGGUAGAAGGUCCAAUGCAGCAGAUGAAAUAUAGGAGCACAAUCAACGCCCUCUCUACUGUUGUUCGUAAUCAAGGCUGGACACAAUUGUUUGCUGGCCUAACCAUCAAUUAUCUCAAGAUUGUUCCGUCCGUUGCAAUAGGUUUUACAGUUUACGACCUAUCGAAGAUAUGGCUAGGCAUACCACCUCGACAAUCUCAACCGAAAGCAGUUUCUUCAUAGGUUACAUGAAUCAAUCUAACUGCCAAGUUAAAUCUAACAAAAAUAUCAUGCAUGUUGAUAGAUCCAAAGAUAUACAACAAUAUAAGCACUCAAUUCUCAUCAAUUUUCACAUCAAUAUAGGAUUGAAAGACAUAUUACAGUAUUUCUUUUUUUACCAUUUUGUAUUGCAAUACAAGAAACACCAUUGCUAAUUUGUUACCAAUUUCCCCCCUGUUUUACUUAAAACAUUAUAUUUGAU